CGACGAAGUCGCCGUGGGGCCAGGGCAUGUCACGUUCCCGAUGGGGCCUAGGAAUCCUUGACUGAAAGAUGAGGGGCUGGAUGGGGCAUGUGCAGGGCAGCCUUGACUCGGGUUUGAAAGUCAUCCUUUAAAUCCCUGGUAGCCAGUCACGUGGAACGUCUUCUCCCUUCCCCGUCCCCCAACUCACUAGAACCAAGCGCCCCCUCCGCCAAUUCUCACCCUCUCCGGACAUAAAAGUGGGGCGAGACGUUCGAGUAGCAGCCCUCUGUAGAGGGUGGAAGUGCUGAAUUCUGGCGCCGAGGUCGCCCAAAACGGUCCCGGGCUUCUCCCGGCCUCAGUCUCCCCAUAGGCGGGAAGAGGACGCCGGUCAAGGGGCUCUCCAAGCCCUCCCCUCUCUGACAUUGCGGGGCGCCCGUUGCGCCGUCACAGCUGCUCCUACCUGGGGAGGUGCGCCAGGGCUCGAGGGGCGGGCAGUCGGGGGGCGGGCGGGGAACGGGCACCGCCCCGAGCGCCCAGGCGCCUUUAAGGAGGAGAAACCGGCGGAGGGAGGAGCCGGUCCGGGUGUGUGCAGGGAAGCGCCUCGCUUGCGGUCUUGGAGGCUGGGGGCCAACGCUGCGGAGAUGAAGUCGCGGGCUGCCCCGCUUGGCUCGCGCUGCGACCUCGCCGCUGGCGCCUUGCCUCCUUGCCCUCCCAAGCUUCAGCGCCUAGGCGGCCCCCACCAGGGUGCCCCACUCCGGCACUAAGUGCCCUCGCCGCAGGCCUUCGGGCCCGCAGCCUCCUCUGUGCGCACGACCUCGACGGUUGGUCUCAGAGCAGCGAGAAGCCCAGACCAACUGCAAGCGUCCCAAUCCCAGAACCGCUUCCAGACCCCUUGACCGCCUUGCACCAGCGCACAAAGGACCAUUCGGCCCGCGACUGGGGCCCAGUUCCAGUCCCAGCGCCGCUGUUGGCACCUGGCCUCGAGUUCCAGAACACGAGCAGAGCCGUCGAUGGGCGGGACACGCCUGAGCCUCUGUCCGCGCUGAGCCAGCUCAGAAACCGCGGGCGCCAAGCCUCCAGCGCGCCCCUGCCGGGAAGGACCAGCUCGCGAGCACCCCCUGAGCUCUCCAGAUAGGAGCCCAGCAUCCAUUCCCGUGAACCCUGCUUCCCGAGCCCCGCAGCUCCCAUCCGCCCCGCCCCUCGACAGCAGCGGGCGGGCAGGGAAGCCCGGGGACGCGGGACGGCUGCGCCAUGACGGCCGAGAGCGGGCCGCCGCCGCCGCCGCCGCCACAGCCGGAGGCGCUGGCGGCCGUGAAGGAGGAGCGCGGUGAGGCGGGAACCGGGGUCCCAGCGGAGGCCGCCGGCCGAGGCGCGGGCGGGCGGCGGCGCAAGCGCCCCCUGCAGCGCGGAAAGCCGCCCUACAGCUACAUUGCGCUCAUUGCUAUGGCCAUAGCGCACGCGCCAGAGCGCCGCCUCACGCUGGGCGGCAUCUACAAGUUCAUCACCGAAAGAUUUCCCUUCUACCGCGACAACCCCAAAAAGUGGCAAAACAGCAUCCGCCACAACCUCACGCUCAAUGACUGCUUCCUCAAGAUCCCACGCGAGGCCGGCCGCCCGGGCAAGGGCAACUAUUGGGCGCUCGACCCCAACGCCGAGGACAUGUUCGAGAGCGGCAGCUUCCUGCGCCGCCGCAAGCGCUUCAAACGCUCGGACCUCUCCACUUACCCGGCCUACAUGCACGACGCGGCCGCGGCGGCUGCCGCUGCCGCCGCCGCCGCCGCUGCCGCCAUCUUCCCGGGCGCUGUGCCCGCUGCGCGCCCGCCUUACCCGGGCGCCGUCUAUGCAGGCUAUGCCCCGCCGUCGCUCGCCGCGCCGCCUCCGGUCUACUACCCCGCCGCAUCGCCAGGCCCAUGCCGCGUCUUCGGUUUGGUGCCGGAGCGGCCGCUCAGCCCAGAACUAGGUCCCGCAACGUCGGGGCCCGCGGGUUCCUGCGCCUUUGCUUCCGCUGGCGCCUCCGCCACUACCACCGGCUACCAGCCUGCCGCCUGCGCGGGGGCGCGACCUGCCAACCCCUCCGCUUAUGCGGCCGCCUAUGCGGGCCCCGACGGCGCUUAUCCGCAAGGGGCUGGCAGCGCCCUCUUUGCUGCUGCUAGCCGAUUAGCUGGGCCUGCCUCGUCCCCCACGGGUGGCAGCAGUGGCGGCGUCGAGGCCGCAGUGGACUUCUAUGGACGCACAUCACCCGGUCAGUUCGGACCGCUGGGGCCCUGCUACAAUCCUGGUGGGCAGCUCGGAGGAGGCAGUGGAGGUGCCUACCAUACUCGCCAUGCGGCCGCCUAUUCUGGCGGGAUGGAUCGGUUCGUAUCUGCUAUGUGAGCCGAGCAUACGCUCGAAAAGCAAUAGAUACCUCGGCUGUCCACACGAACUGAGUGUCCCUGAGACCUGAGGACAGGACUGGAGAAAAGCCUGAAUUGAGAGCCACGUGGAAGGAAGUGGGCAGGAAAGGCGCAGCCGUGGGGCGCAAUGCGUACACAGCCGGUUCGCUUUGUAGAUGGGAAGAGGCAGCUGAGGCCGACCACUGGGACAAAGGACCCUCAAGGAGGCGAAGCUCCACAGGACAUGACUUUAUGAAAUCUACCCGAGAGGGUCCUUGGCAAUAAAGGGGGCCCAGCAUAGUGCUAUAUCAGCGUGUAGGAUACGAAUCGUGGGGAGCCACAUGGCUUCACUCUUCCUGUACUGAGCGAAACUCUGGCCUUUUUACACGGUUAGGCCUUUUGGACCUUUAACUAUGUUACUACAGUAAGAGGCUCCCGUAGUACCUCUCUUCUCAAGGUGAGGAGGACAAGUUUGCAAAAGAAGUAACGCCUUUUUUUUUUUUUAAUGGGAGAAAUCUCUGCUUUGCUUACCUGGGUCUGGUUUCCCCUGCCUCUGAGACCUGCAGAUCUGACUCUGGGUCUGGACUGUCUUUCACCUCCAUAGUGUGACCCACUCCCAUUACCCACACCUUCAGUCUCCCCUUCUGUUAUACAAAAGGGCUGCAGGAUUUGACACUCUUAACAUAUGAUCUUGAAAGCCCCCAUCAUCUUGCAUGCUGCCCUAUAUACUUGGCGCAUCAGUGGGCCACCCAGGGCUUAACUGUAUUCCAAGGAAUCAGAACAGAGCAGCACAUGGCAAGCAGCUAACCUAAAGUCUCUCCACUAGCUCCAGGCAGUGAUUAUAUCAUAAUUUCGUGGAGCUUUUGAACACAAUGUAGUGAGCAUUUGGCAGUUAUUACCGUGAGGUCAUAAAUGCGGUUUUCCAAAGAGGCAAGGAGAAAGACAUUUGUCAGUUGUCCACUCUUUCUUUUCAUCAAGAAGCCAUGGACCCAAUGGGCAAGCUUCAGUUCAAAGAGAUGACAGGACUCAGAGGGGAACCCACUGGUGACAGUUUAUCAGACUGACUUUUCCAUCCCUGGCACCCUCUCCCAUACAUCAGCAACUUGCCCAUGCAUUAAAAGGAAAGAGAAAAAUUAAUUGGGGAGGUUGGUGAAGUAAACUUUAGAAAAAAACUUGAUUUUUAACUUUGUUUUGUCCAUUUGUUUUUAAGCAGCAAGCUGAUCCAAAUCAGACAAAAUCCAACUACUUCCCCACAUUUUUCUUGUGAAAUGUUUUAGUUUUAAUUCUAGAGUGAAAAUUUCCAGUGUUAAAUAUUUCAGAGGCUCAAUGUGCAGCUUUCAGAUAAACCUCCAUGUUCAGAUGAAACCUUUAAUAAAAAUCUUCGAGCAAGUGAGUUCUGGCAAGAGAAAUUUGGCCUCUUUCUGCGAAGUUAACUUGCUAGGGAAUGAUGGGGGGCUGUGUGAGAAAGAAGACUGAAAACCACUAGUAAUUUUUAUUUUCCAUUUUGGGGAUUGCACUAUCCUGUUCCCAUGAGUGUGAUUCAGUCCAGACGGGUGUUCGUCUAAAGCAGUGCUGUCUAAUAGAAAUAUAAUGUAAGAUACAUGUGUAAUUGAAAUUUUUCUGGUAGCUACAGUAAUGAAAUGAAAAGAAACAGGUGAGAUUAAUUUUAAUAAUAUAUUGUAUUUUACCCAAUAUACACAAACUAUCAUUGCAACAUAUAAUCAGUAUAAAAAUUGUGAUAUCU
This is a messenger RNA of Manis pentadactyla (Chinese pangolin), 4095 nucleotides long. It is a transcript of the gene FOXE1, whose product is annotated as forkhead box E1. The transcript has a single exon. NCBI's taxonomy places the organism in Eukaryota, Metazoa, Chordata, Mammalia, Pholidota, Manidae. The coding region runs from base 1231 to 2352 and encodes 373 amino acids. Gene Ontology annotation, biological process: cell differentiation; regulation of transcription by RNA polymerase II; anatomical structure morphogenesis. The record is from RefSeq and is a predicted model, not a curated record. Gene Ontology annotation, molecular function: DNA-binding transcription factor activity, RNA polymerase II-specific; RNA polymerase II cis-regulatory region sequence-specific DNA binding.